AUGGAGGAGCUGUCCGAAACAGAAGAUGGCAAAAAAGAGGUGGGGUCUCAUUCCGAGGUCGACCAUGACAGUGACAUUCUGGAGGUGAAGAUUCCCGCCCCUGCACCGCCACUUCCGCCUGGUAGUGCCGAGCAGUGUGGGGAAGAGAAGGGGAUACCGGUAGCUCCAAUUAUCGGUGACGGGAAGAGUGAGCAAGCAGAAGCGGCUGAGAAAAUGGCUGUCACAAAAGACGCAGGUGUGGGCAGCAUUCAAUCUGCAAAUAAUGAACCCUCAAAAACAGAGGAUGAUGCUGUCAGCAGAAAUUCACAUUUGGUUCACACUUGGCGGGAAGGAGUGGAAACCAUCACUCAAGAAGCGCAUCCUGUGUCAAGAGAUAUGCAACCUGAUAGCGAACCGCUGGUACCAAAACCUGAACCACGGCCUGUGUCUAGCACGCACCCAGCUGCUCAACUACAGAGCUCACCAGGAGCUUUUGCUGUAGGAGGACGGCCACCAUUCAGUUCCAGUCAAGGAGGAAUGACACAGCAAAGAGUUAGCCAAGGAGAAGAAACGCCACGACCCAGACCGUCCGAAAGAGCCAGUCGAGCAGAAGAGCCGCCAACCAGACCCUCUCUGGAUGGCCAGUCACAACAGUUGUCUUCUGACAGGUCAGCAGCACAAGUUGUAGAGACAGGAUUGUCAGUAGCAAAUCCCAUAGAUGAGCCAAGUAGUCACCCAGAAUUACUACCCCAGGCUCAAGCCUUGGAUUUGGAGGCUAACAGGUGA
Molecule: messenger RNA, 765 nt
Organism: Seminavis robusta
Lineage: Eukaryota; Bacillariophyta; Bacillariophyceae; Naviculales; Naviculaceae
Source: the annotation of a GenBank genome assembly